AAACACCACUGCGCUCCUGAACUGGUGGUGGCGGUAUAGCGGAGUCCACAGUAGAAGAUAAUCCGGACCGGAAGUUAGACCGGAAGCAGAAAGACGCUGAUGUAGCUAGCCAGCAGUCUGGAUUAGCUGUCCACGUAAUUUUGUUGGAAAUUCGUCAAAUAUCACAAUGAUACGGUUGAAAAAUAUGCUGUGACGUUGCCAAACUUGAACUGUAAACACGGAGCAGGCAAUAUUUCCAACUAGUAUUUUUAUAGUUUUGUAAUCGGGUUUAGCAAAGCAGUUAGCUAGCUUCCUGGCUGCCGUUAGCCUAGCUAGCUAACCUUUGUCAAAUUGUAAUGUGCUACUAGUAGCGAGGCUGUUUAAUUCGCUAGCUAACUAGCUAACGUGACCUCGUGGUGAACAUUUUCAUUUCAGAGAAAGGACGUGGACGAUUUCAUUUCCCGCUACAGCAUUUAGCUGCUUCAACAAUUCCUGAAGGAUUCAAGAUGGAGGAGGACUUUGGUGGGCCGUCCCCAUCCUGCUCAACUGAACCCCAACCAACGCUGUCGCUGGGUCCUGACUGUAACCGCGGUGACCGGGACCACACACCGCAGGGGCAGGAGAUUGGUUACCCUGGAGGCCUUGACAGCUUCAGUGAAAUACCUAGAUUUAACAUCGUAGUCAAAGAGGAGGAGGAAGAUUUAGAGGAGUGGAGUUUUAAUUAUACAGGAGAGAGUCCAAACCCCAGCUCUAGUGAUGAGGCGUCAGCUGAACGAUGCCAGGAGAAUCGCACAGCUAAGAAGACGUUUUACCGCUGCCCGGAGUGUGGGAAAGAGUUUCCUCACCCAUCAAAACUACAGAGACAUCUUAGAACGCACACAGGAGAGAAACCAUAUCCUUGCUCUGUGUGCGGGAAGAGAUUCAGUGAUACAGGGACCCUCAAAACACACGAGAGGUUGCACACAGGAGAGAAACCGUACAUUUGCCCGGAAAAGAACUGUUGGAAGAGGUUUGUCAGCCAAGGAGAGUUAAAACUACACCAUCGGACACACACCGGAGAGAAACCUUGCCACUGCUCUGUGUGCGGGAAGAGUUUCUCACGUAUGUGGCACUUGAAGGUCCACAUGAUGACGCACGCCGGAGAGAAGCAGAAACUCAGCAUGAAAAAACCUUUCCCAUGCUCCGAGUGUGAGAGGGGCUGCAACUCUGCAGCAGAGCUCAAGAUGCACCAGAGGAUGCACACUGGGGAGAGACCAUACCAGUGUUCCACAUGCAAAAAGACCUUUGUUUUCCCAAGCUCUCUAACAAGACAUGAACAAUCCCAUAUAAGCGAAGCGAAUAGUACCGCCAAGCCGUACAGCUGCUCAGAAUGUGGGAAGGAAUUCACUCAGCCAUGGACCUUAAAGAUACACAUGCGCCAGCACACCGGAGAGAAACCGUACCACUGCGCUCAAUGCGAGAAGAGGUUCUCCUCGUCGUCACUCCUUAAAAGACACCAGAGGGUUCACACCGGAGAGAAACCAUUCCAGUGCUCCGACUGCGGGAAGAGUUUCUCCUCGUCAGCGAAUAGAACCAGUCAUCGUCGUCGUAUCCAUGAAGGUAUACAGGGUGGGUCACAGCGGCAGGAGGCCACCUCUGUGGACGGUACCAGUACGGUUGAACCCACAGUUGUAGAGGAGUCUGGUCUCAGUCUAGUGCUAGAUGUCAAAGUAAAAGAAGAGGAGGAAGAUCCUGCUUUUGCAGAGAGACCUGACCAUUGCUCUGAGAGUGAGGAGAGUCCCUCUACAUUAGGAGGAACUGACCAACACCAGGAGAACAACAAAGCUCUGGGCCCUCACAUCUGCUCAACGUGUGGAAAAGAACUAUCCAGCUCCUACAAACUAAUGCUACACCAGAGAACACACACAGGAGAGAAGCCUUACGAGUGUAUGGUGUGUGGGAAGGGCUUCUCCCAAGCCGCAAACCUCAAGACGCACCAGAAAGUGCACAGUGGAGAGAAGCCGUACCCCUGCUCUGACUGCGGGAGCAGGUUUACUCACAUGGGAGACUUGAAGAGACACCAGUUGUUGCACUCGGGUGAGAAACCUUAUAGCUGCCCUGAGUGCGGGAAGAGUUUUUCUCAGUUGGCGCACCUAAAAUCUCACCAACAGACACACACAGGGGAGAAACCUUUCCUCUGCGCUCAUUGUGAAAAGACUUUCUCCACUGCUGCCAAGCUGAAGAACCAUGAGAGAGUGCACACUGGCGAGAGACCUUACUGCUGCUCCUACUGCCCCAAGCGCUUUGCUCUAUCUGGGACACUGGUGAAGCAUGAACGACUCCACACAGGAGAAACGCCGUACCAAUGUGGAGAAUGCGGUAAGGGAUUUGCUCAACUGGUGUCCUUGAAAAUACAUGCCCAGUCACACACUGGAGUCAACUUCUACAACUGUAUCCAUUGUGACCAGAGCUUCUCCACUUCAACCAAGCUGAAGGAACAUCAGAGAAUCCACACUGGGGAGAACCUGUACCAAUGCACCGAAUGUGGGAAGAGUUUCACAAUUGAGUCAAAGCUGCUGAAACACCAGAGAGUUCACACUGGAGAGAAACCGUACCAGUGCUCCGGGUGUGGAAUGAGGUUCUCGCUCUCUGAGAACCUACUGAGACACCAGCGUAACUCUUCAGGGAUCUGUGGUGCUGUGAGCCUUAACCAGGCUACUGAGAGUGGGAUUCUACUUCUACAAGAUGCUGCUGUCUUCCCGAAUAUACUGGUCAAGGCUGGACACAAACCCACAGAGUCUCUGCCUUCUGACCAGAGCCAUAGUGAAUCCUCCACUCAAACUGCUGGGAUGACUGUUAACAUUAAAGAGGAGGAGCAAACACUUGGACUGAAGAUUAAAACUGAAGAACUGGAGGAGGAGGACGAAGAAGAG
Molecule: messenger RNA, 2891 nt
Organism: Oncorhynchus gorbuscha (pink salmon)
Lineage: Eukaryota; Metazoa; Chordata; Actinopteri; Salmoniformes; Salmonidae
Product: zinc finger protein 345-like
Exons: 6
Biological process (GO): regulation of DNA-templated transcription
Molecular function (GO): RNA polymerase II cis-regulatory region sequence-specific DNA binding; DNA-binding transcription factor activity, RNA polymerase II-specific
Source: RefSeq, a predicted model, not a curated record